This is a messenger RNA of Rodentolepis nana, 495 nucleotides long. The record is from the annotation of a GenBank genome assembly. Lineage: Eukaryota; Metazoa; Platyhelminthes; Cestoda; Cyclophyllidea; Hymenolepididae.
AUGCAGACCUUUCCAAAUAAUGUACUAACUAAACCGUUCAAACCUCGCAAACUUAAUGCUGCGAUAUUACAGCUAGAGUUCAAGAUGUCUCCUGGUGAAGACGAUAAUCAUCCGGAAUAUCUAAUUAGAAUGGGACCAAAAGCCAAGGAAACCAUGCUGACGCUUUUCAACAAAAUCCAAGGAAACCAUGCUGACGCUUUACAACAAAAUCUGGGAGACAAGGAAACCAUGCUGACGCUUUACAACAAAAUCUGGGAGAGAGGAAAUGGAGAAGACUCACCUGAAUGUAACCUACAGGAGGAAAUGGAGAAGACCCACCUGAUUUGGUGUCCAGCUCUAAAGACAAGGACGGAAAGCCAAAGAUAUAUACAGGAGGAAAUGGAGAAGACCCACCUGAUUCGGUGUUCAUCAAGAGGAAAUGGAGAAGACCCACCUGAUUCGGUGUCCCACUCUAAAGACAAGGACGGAAAGCCAGAGAUACUGGGAAGCAACUAA